AUGGGAGAAAAGCACUCCAGCGACGGCAGCGCCACGAGCCAUGCCGUCGGCGACAUCUCCCAGCUCGAGGCGCAGGAGCAGCUGCGCAACGUGCAACUGCACCACCUCAACGAUCCCAACCUACCCGACGACUUUAUCGACGACGUCGCCGACGCGCUGGCCUCGUCGGACCCCAAGACGGCCAUUGUCGAGGUCUCGCACCUGCUCGAGGACUCGCCGUACCCCGAGGUGCGCGCCGCCGUGCGCCCCCACGACGAGGACGUGCCCGCCAACACGAUCCGCGCCUGGGUCAUUGGCAUGCUCUUCACCACCAUCGGCUCCGGCCUCAACAUGCUCUUCAGCAUGCGCGCGCCGUCCAUCAUCAUCACCACCUACGUCGCCCAGCUGCUCUGCCACCCUGUCGGCCUCGGCUGGUCGCUCGUCAUGCCCAACCGCCAGUUCAGCCUCUGCGGUCUCCAGUUCAACCUCAACCCGGGCCCGUGGAACAAGAAGGAGCAUGCGCUGGUCGUCAUCAUGGCCAAUGUCAGCUUCGGCGGCGGCUCGGCUUACAGCACCGACAUUAUCCUGGCCAUGAAGCAGUUUUACAAGCAAGACUUUGGAUGGGGCUUCCAGCUUCUUCUCACUUUCACCAUCUCCAUGUGCGGUUUCGGCAUGGCGGGCCUUUUCCGUCGCUAUCUGGUUGAGCCGGCUGCCAUGAUUUGGCCCACCAAUCUGAUCAAUACAUCGCUUUUCUACGCCCUCCACGAUCACUCACCCUCCGACCCCACCAAGACCAAUGGCUGGUCCAUCGGCCGAUACAGAUGGUUCGCAUAUGUCUGCAUGGGAUCCUUUGUGUGGUACUGGUUCCCCGGCUUCAUCGCGCCGUUCCUCAGUGUUUUUGCCUUUGUCACAUGGAUCAAGCCCCAGAGCCCCGUCGUCAACCAGCUCUUUGGCGGCUGGUCUGGCAUCUCCCUGAUUCCCAUAACCUUUGACUGGACCCAGAUCAGUGGCUACACGACUUCGCCUCUCAUUUUCCCAUGGCAUGCUAUUGCCAACACCACCGUGGGUGUCGUCAUCUUCAUGAUGAUUACCAACAUUGGCAUACACUACAACAACGUCUUUUACAACCUCUACCUGCCCAUUAGCGACUCUGAGAGCUACGACAACACGGCCCAGCCUUACAAUGUCAGCCGCGUGCUUACUCCCAACUAUGAGCUCGACAUGGACCAGUACAAGGCGUACUCGCCCCUCUUCCUCUCUGCCACCUUUACCAUGGCAUACGGUGUUUCUUUUGCCGCCAUCUCUGCGCUGGUAGUCCACACCAUUCUCAAUCAUGGCAAGGAAAUUUGGCUUCGUCUCACUACCAUGGGCAAGGACGACGAAGACGUGCACACCAGAAUGUACGCCAAGUACGACCCUGUCCCCUUUUGGUGGUACGCCAUUCUGUUCUUAGCCAUCUUUGCUAUGGGUCUCGGAACGGUUCUUGGCUAUGAAACUCAUAUGCCCGCUUGGGGUUAUAUUAUUGCCAUGAUUAUUGCUUGGCUCUUUAUCCUCCCCACGGGUAUCAUUCAGGGUGCGACCAACGUUCAGCUGGGUCUCAACGUCCUCACUGAGUUCAUGGCCAGUUACAUGCUCGAGGGCAAGCCUGUUGCCAACAUGCUUUUUAAGGCUUACGGAUACAAUGCCUUGUAUCAAGGUCUUGCCUUUGUCAGCGACAUGAAGAUGGCCAUGUAUAUGAAGGUUCCACCCAAGACUGUCUUUAUGGGCCAGACUGUUGCCGUGAUCUGGUCUUCCAUUGUUCAAAUUGCUGUCCUGAACUGGGCUCUUGGUGCCAUUGAAGGUAUUUGUACUGCAAAGCAGGAGAAUCACUUCACUUGCCCCGGUGCCAAGGUCUACUUCAACGCCUCUGUCAUCUGGGGUGUCAUUGGCGCCCAGCGCAUGUUUGGCAUUGGUGCUCUGUACUCGCCUAUGCUCUGGUUCUUCCUUGUUGGCGCCGUGUGCCCGGUCAUUACUUGGGUCAUUCUGCGCCGCAACCCUCGCUCUAUCGUUCGUUUUAUCAACUGGCCCAUCAUCUUUGGUGGCAGCGGUAUGAUUCCGCCUGCCACGGCCCUCAACUACCUGUCCUGGGCUUGGGUCGGCUUCUUGUUCAACAAGUACAUCCGCAACAAGUACCGCGGCUGGUGGAUGCAGUUCAACUACGUGACCUCUGCCGGUCUCGAUGUCGGCCUCGCAUUGAGUACCAUUCUCAUCUUCCUCGCCCUCAGCUUGACGGGCACGGAGAUGACUCCCUGGUGGGGCUCUGUUGGCGCUCUCAACACCAUGGAUGUCCAGGACACUGCCAUCAUCAGACCUCUUGCGGAUGGUGAGACGUUUGGACCCAAGACUUGGUAA
Messenger RNA from Akanthomyces muscarius, 2370 nucleotides. RefSeq lists its product as uncharacterized. Gene Ontology annotation, biological process: transmembrane transport. Bases 1 to 2370 code for a protein of 789 amino acids. NCBI's taxonomy places the organism in Eukaryota, Fungi, Ascomycota, Sordariomycetes, Hypocreales, Cordycipitaceae. The transcript has 2 exons. Gene Ontology annotation, molecular function: oligopeptide transmembrane transporter activity. The record is from RefSeq and is a predicted model, not a curated record.